CCUACACUGAAGACAGGCCAGCGGAGCGACCGGAGGUGACAUCGCGGUCCGCGAUGGAGCUGCGGAAGGCGCUGCUGCCCAUCUGGGUAUCCGCUCUUCUCAGUCUUCGUCUCUGUCUUGCUGAAGAUGUCCUGGCGGGAGACCCUCUGGGGGGUCGUUUCCAACACAAGGCCGGGAUUCAGCUCCUGAGCUCAUCCGUACUUCACACGGUAUCUGCCGGCUCCUUCCUCCAGUGUUCAAUGCACUGUCUUGGCGUGGCCCAAUGCAAGGGCGCUAACUUCCGCCCAUCAGUGGACGGCUCUCCAGGUGGUGACUGCGACCUACUAGAGACCCAGGAUGGCUCUUAUGAGAUCUCCACUACUAACUCUGUGGCCAUGCGCCUCCCGGGCAGCUGCCGGGGUUUGAGGAACGUCCAGUAUCGCUCUGACGGCGUGUACCGCCACCGCGGCCUGCCGGCGCCCCUCUACUGUGACAUGACGCUGAACACAGGUGGGUGGACGCUGCUGACCGCGGCCGUCUCUAACGAGGGAUGGACGCUGGACUAUGUUAUCGAGAGACGCCGAGACACGCCCGGCAUCGAUAUUGACUACUCCAUUCUCGGACUGGGCGAGCAGAUUCUUGGAUUCAGCUACAGGAGCACGUAUAAAUACAGGAUCGAGGUCAGCGGCCGACAGCGCUGGGGUGGGAUCUGGAAAGCCCCCCGUCGCUACACCCUCACCGGGAGCCACUCGAACCAAACUGAGGGCGUCGAACUGUUCAGAGCGUUUGACAACUGGGAGCCGCGGGUUGACUACACGCCGCUCAACAUCGUGCCCUGGGUGAACCGGGGUGGCGCGUUCGAAGGCGGUCCACUGCUCACCACCUGUACGGAGGACGGCACACAGUGGUUUGGUACCCUGGUCACCGCUGUCGUGGCGGAAUCUCACGGCGUUUCACCGUGGAUUCGUGGCAAUUCUGAGGUUAACAGCGGGGCGCGUCUCUACUGGGUGCGCGAACACAACCCCUGGUAGCGGUUUUGCAAUGUUUUUGGCGUGUUGAUUCGCGGGUCAUACGUGAAAACUUGGUUUUACGACGUCACGUCUAUGACCGGUGUUGCAUAGCGAGUUGCAAUUGAAACCAUAUGCUACUGGCGUAAUGCUAGGGCGGUGACGACUAUUAAUACCACGGAUUGUCGUAAUUAUGUGUGGUCACAACAUUGUAGGUAAGUUAUUUCUCGUUUGUCGACACAGCAGAAAUACCUAUUAUCAACAUUUAUAUAAGUACAGCAGAAAAAAGACACUGGUUAAUAUCGGUACGGCCGCGGGUCAGAAAGAUGCACUGCUCCCUUUCCGGCAUACGGUCGUGAUGAUAUGCCUAGUCGGGCUAUCAAAAGUUGAAUUGUACGUUACACGACAUCGAUGUGAAUGAUAUCGUUUGACGUUUGAACUCACUUUGCUUGAGUUCAUACGAUGACUGAAUAAAUCUAAGUUCUUGUGUGGCUCGGUUUACUUAC
Amphibalanus amphitrite is the source of this 1492-nucleotide messenger RNA. RefSeq lists its product as uncharacterized. NCBI's taxonomy places the organism in Eukaryota, Metazoa, Arthropoda, Thecostraca, Balanomorpha, Balanidae. The transcript is spliced from 2 exons. Bases 54 to 1010 code for a protein of 318 amino acids. The record is from RefSeq and is a predicted model, not a curated record.